Molecule: messenger RNA, 738 nt
Organism: Mesocestoides corti
Lineage: Eukaryota; Metazoa; Platyhelminthes; Cestoda; Cyclophyllidea; Mesocestoididae
Source: the annotation of a GenBank genome assembly
AUGCAGAUGUAUAUGCGUGGGACGGGCCAGUCACUUGCCGAACAAAUGUUACCUUGCAUGACAUUCAUAACACGGAGGCACGCCCUAUUCGACAACGACCACAACGGAUACCUGUGGCGUAUCAUCAGGCAGUUGAGGAAGCCACUCAACACAUCAAACCGUCGUCUUCCUCAUGAGCAUCACCUGCAGUUGUAUUUCUCGUCGUUGGUUUCUGGCACUAUUUACACUAAUUCACAAACAUAUGUUGCAUUACGCUUUUAUCAGUUCAAAACAGAUAGAGAAAGAAGCUCUCACUUUGGUUUCCGCUGUCCGUCGUUUCCACAAACUCAUUCAUGGCCAACGAUUUACCCUGCUGACAGACCACAAGCAGCUGCUGUCAAUGUUGGAUCAAAAACAGGCAUCUCAACUCACUCCGUGAACCGACUGCUAAGGUGGGCACUUAUUCUACUGGAGGAUUUUGGGCAAGCAGACUCCCUUCCACAGCUCAUCAGUAAUCAGCCCACCACCAAGGAAGAUGCCGUCAUCGCCGCCGUCUACGUUGACAAAGGUAUCACACAACAAGUAUAUCACACAGUUCGUGCGAUGCCGGUUUCUAUUCUCGACAUCAAACAGGAAACGGCCUCGGACAAUACACUACAGCAGGCCAUCCCGUUACUAGGUUUUCAAGGAAAAGAGGUGUUGGGGAUCGACGAUUCCCCAAGAUUGCUCGUCGUUGGUUUCUGGCACUAUUUACACUAA